AUGGCUGAGUGGCAGCGAAGUGGGGAUGUAAACCGUAGAGGAAAUAUUUCUCAUAAGUGGAUACCAGAUAUUACAAAAUGGAUCAAGGCUACACAUGGUCAGCUCACGUAUCAUAUGUCCCAAGCGUUCACAGGGCACGGUUGUUUUAAUGAGUACAGAAAACACAUCGGGAAGGCGACCUCCGAUUUAUGCUGGUACGGCUGCAAUGAGAUUGAUGACGCUGAGCACACGUUCAUACAAUGCCAGAAAUGGGCUGAGAACAAACGGAAAACUUUGGACCUGCCGACGUGGAACGUUAUAAAGACGUGCAUAAUGAAUAUCCUGAAAAUGAAGGAGGAGAAUGAGCGGGAGCUGGACAAAGCAGCUAGGAUGGCUACACCGACAACCUAG
Colletes gigas is the source of this 390-nucleotide messenger RNA. RefSeq lists its product as uncharacterized. The transcript has 2 exons. NCBI's taxonomy places the organism in Eukaryota, Metazoa, Arthropoda, Insecta, Hymenoptera, Colletidae. The record is from RefSeq and is a predicted model, not a curated record. The coding region runs from base 1 to 390 and encodes 129 amino acids.